Molecule: messenger RNA, 2893 nt
Organism: Cicer arietinum (chickpea)
Lineage: Eukaryota; Viridiplantae; Streptophyta; Magnoliopsida; Fabales; Fabaceae
Product: probable pectin methyltransferase QUA2
Cellular component (GO): cytoplasm
Molecular function (GO): methyltransferase activity
Source: RefSeq, a predicted model, not a curated record
GAGAUGAAUUAUUAAUUGGUAUGAAUGACAUUCGGAUCAGAACAAAAUCUGCUUCCUCUCAUCACAUGUUCGUUCACAUUUCGGAAGCAGAGUUACCAUUCCAACACAACCGAACCCAGUGAGGUACCAACCAAGGAACACACUGCGAUUCGUUUUCUCGCGAAUUCAAUUCAUUCAAAUUCACCAUUCAAGGUUUGUAUUUGUUCAGCUGAAGGCAUAUUCGUUCAUUCACCAAUGAUUUGUUCCAUACAAAUUUGAAUGAUGUUGGAAUAACAGACUUCUAUUAGUUUUUUGGGUGUAUUGAUAAUCAUAUAGUUAGUAUAUCUGCACAUUUAAGCGCCGAGCUUCUUGGUUAGAGAAUGUCCAGGCCAUUGUACAGAGGAGUGUCUGGGAUUCGGAUCCCUGAUAACACCCUUGAUUCAUGGGACUCUCAAUCCAAAGAUAAAACAGAAAAGGAUGGUUUGGAUAAAAAAGGUUCUUCUGAUCCCAGCCCCUUGCCUUUGAAGUCUCCCUUUAGGUUACUUUUCGCAGAUAAUUCGAAAAAUGGAAUCACUGAGAAUGGUUUCUCGCCUGAUCCGUUCAUUCUUGGCACUCCUAGAAGUCGGCAUAAGUUGAUUCUUCUUUUUAUGAAGUUUAGUAUAGUAUUUAUAGUUAUACUUGCUCUUGCUGGGUCUUUUUGGUGGACAGUCUCGAUUUCAACCACAUCAAGAGGUCAUAUUUUCCAUGGUUAUAGAAGACUUCAAGAGAAACUUGUAUCGGACCUUUUGGAUAUCGGGGAGAUUUCUGAUGCUCCGUCAAAGCUGAAAGAACUGGAUUUUUGUUCUCAGGAGUUUGAAAACUAUGUUCCUUGCUUUAACGUUUCCGACAAUCUAGCUCAGGGUUACUCUGAUGGCAAUGAGUUUGAUCGGCAAUGUGGACGUGAGCUCAGGCAAAAUUGUUUACUUCUCUCGCCGACGAAUUACAAAAUUCCUCUUCGGUGGCCUACUGGAAGGGAUGUUAUAUGGGUUUCAAAUGUUAAAAUCACUGCACAGGAAGUUCUUUCUUCUGGAAGCUUGACCAAGAGGAUGAUGAUGCUCGAUGAAGAGCAAAUUUCCUUUCGUUCUGCAUCCCUUAUGUUUGAUGGUGUUGAAGACUACUCACACCAAAUCGCAGAAAUGAUUGGACUUCGAAAUGAAUCUAACUUCAUACAAACAGGGGUUAGAACCAUACUGGACAUUGGUUGUGGCUAUGGUAGCUUGGGAGCGCACCUCUUUCACAGUCAACUUUUAACUAUGUGUAUUGCGAACUACGAGCCUUCUGGUAGUCAAGUUCAACUUACACUUGAGAGAGGUCUUCCUGCUAUGGUUGCUUCUUUCACUACAAAACAGUUGCCUUAUCCAUCUCUCUCCUUUGAUAUGCUGCAUUGUGCUCGAUGCGGCAUAGAUUGGGACCAGAAAGAUGGAAUUCUCUUGAUUGAAGCUGAUAGGCUUUUAAAACCUGGGGGCUACUUUGUCUGGAGUUCGCCGAUUACAUAUGCUCGUAACCAAGACAGUCAGACCAGGUGGAAGUUCAUACAUGAUUUUGCAGAAAACCUUUGCUGGGACAUGCUAUCGCAGCAAGAUGAAACUGUUGUGUGGAAGAAAACUAGUAAACGGAAAUGCUAUAGUUCAAGAAAGAAUGGUUCUCCUCCUCCUUUGUGUAGUAGAGGCUAUGAUGUGGAGUCUCCGUACUAUCGAGAACUGCAAAAUUGCAUUGGAGGAACACAUAGCAGCCGUUGGGUUUCUAUUGAAGAGAGGGACAAUUGGCCUUCUAGGGAUCACCCGAACAAGAACGAGCUUGCAAUAUAUGGAUUGCAACCUGAUGAGUUUGCCGAGGACUCUGAAAGCUGGAGGACAGCAGUACAAAAUUAUUGGUCUCUUCUGUCACCUUUGAUAUUUUCGGAUCAUCCAAAGAGACCCGGCGAUGAAGAUCCUCCACCACCUUUCAACAUGCUAAGAAACGUGCUAGACAUGAAUGCUCAUUUUGGUGGUUUUAAUUCUGCAUUGUUGCAAUCUGGAAAGUCUGUGUGGGUCAUGAAUGUGGUGCCGAUGAGUGGAUUCAACUAUCUUCCCUUGAUCCAGGACCGCGGUUAUGUUGGCGUUUUGCAUGAUUGGUGUGAGGCAUUUCCAACGUACCCUAGAUCGUAUGACUUGGUACAUGCAGCAGGGUUUUUAUCCCUUGAAACUGGUCAGCAGCGCAAAUGUACCUUGUUUGAUAUAUUCAUUGAAAUUGAUAGGUUACUUCGCCCAGAGGGUUGGAUUAUAAUUCGUGACUCAGUUCCUUUAAUAGAGAUGGCUAGAGCUUUAACAACUCGGCUGAAGUGGGAUGCAAGAGUUAUAGAAAUCGACAGUGAUAGCGAUCAGAGACUCCUGAUCUGCCAGAAGCCUUUCUUUAAGAGACAGGCAAAUUAAUUCAUUCAAAAGUCAUGAAGAAAUCAAUCAAACCAUAGUAUUCAUAUAUUCAUUUUCAUAAUGUUCAUUUAUUAUCAUAAUGGUCUGCCAUAGAACAUGGGGAUUGAAAAUUUUGGACAGAAAGAAAAGGAGCCGGAAAAAGACAAUAGAGGAAAGAAAAAAGAGUGAAUGCUCGUCAGCGAUACCACCACAAUGCCCUAUGUAACCGUAAGGUUUAUUAUACAUAGGAACCAUGUAAUUACCAAACGAGGAGCAGAAAAGAUGAGGAAGUAUACUGGUAGAUAUGAUUUUUCAUGUGAUGGCUGAUUUACAGUUACAUAGACUUAUGAUUAAGAUUGGAAAGUUUACAUUAUGAAAGAAUAAGUUAUUUCUGUUUGCUAUAAUGUAUAAAAAUGCUCACUGGUUAAUUCCCCCUAUUGCAAUAGAAUCAUUUUUCUGCUCCUUUUAUAGGUUCUUUAUUGUUU